CUUGGCGUCAAGCAGCUGGACAGCCUCGAUGUACCUAUGCACACCCUUGAACUCAUCGCAGUCCGUAUGGGUAUCACCCUGGCGUGCUGUGUAUUAUAUAUGGUUGCAAUGAAGAUUCCAGAUCCUUUCCUUGGUCCCAAAGGCGUGAGGCUGUUGUUGGUGAACAGAGGCUUGUGCGGUUUCUUCGGCCUGUUCGGGAUGUACUAUUCCCUGCAGUACCUUUCAUUAGCAGAUGCGACUGUGUUGAGUUUUCUUGCGCCGCUCUCAGCAGCAAUAGGUGGAUACAUCGUCUUAAAGGAGCCUUAUUCGAAGCAUGAAGCAUUUGCAGGCAUCGUGAGCUUGCUUGGUGUCAUUUUAAUUGCUCGACCGCCUUUUUUGUUUGGUAAUACUUCAAGCGUAAACUCGGACAGCAGUGAUGCGGCUUCUAGAGCCACUGCGACAGACAGGAUACGAGCUGUCUGUGUUGCUGUUUUUGGAAUUGUCUUAGGGACUGGUGCCUUAUUAUCAAUGCGUGCGAUAGGCAAACGCGCUCAUCCGAUGCAUCUUAUGAUGUUUUUUUCUGCAUGGUGUACAAUUGUUGCCUCCUCUGCAAUGUACUUCAUGAUGAUUCCAAUUGUUUACCCUCACAACUGGAAAUGGGCUGCCAUGUUGAUUUUCAUCGGACUUUCGGGUUUUUUCGCGCAGACUUUGACUACGAUCGGCUAUCAACGCGAGACUGCAGCACGUGGUUCUAUGGGUCAAUAUGUACAGCUCUUAUUCGCUGGUGUCCUGGAAUACGUAUUCUUCGGCACAGUUCCUUCAACGCUAUCGCUCAUCGGAGCCGCUAUCAUCAUGACAUCGGCUAUAUACGUUAUUGUUUUAAAGAAGGGUUCACCGAAGACACCUGAGGUUAUUAGCCUCAGAGAGGUGGACUCCGACCUUGAGGAAGGCCUGUUGUAUGCUGAAUCGCUAAACACGACGAUUAAACUUUCCGAGACGAGCUCAAGCGGGAGGAUAGGGCAUGACGAAGAAUUAAAGGAAAAGCCACUAUGAUACUGCGUGAAGUUUAUGAUUUAACAACC
Suillus subalutaceus is the source of this 1061-nucleotide messenger RNA. RefSeq lists its product as uncharacterized. Gene Ontology annotation, cellular component: membrane. Lineage: Eukaryota; Fungi; Basidiomycota; Agaricomycetes; Boletales; Suillaceae. The transcript has 11 exons. Bases 37 to 1032 code for a protein of 331 amino acids. The record is from RefSeq and is a predicted model, not a curated record.